AUGUAUACACUUUGGAAUCCAAAAUCAAAUCUUUUAAUAAAAAUUAUUUUUUUCGUAAUAGUUUUACCAUAUGAUGUUAUUAGUGCUGGUAAUUUUACACCAGAAGGUCGAGCUGGCCAAGAAGCUGUAUUAAUAGGGACUCAAUUAUAUUUUAUGGGAGGAUCUCGCACAAUUCCAUCCUCGAAUCCCAUUAAGAGCCGGAUAAGAGAAUAUAAUUUAUCAGAUGAAGUCUUUUUCUUGGAUCUUUUAAGCACAUUCUCUACAAAUGAUCCUCCAUUUGUGGAUCUUUCUGGCACUGGUGCACGAAUGAAAUUUGGAAAUGAAAAAGGUAAACAGUUAAUUAUUAUGGUAUAUAUACUCGGUGGUCCAAGCAAGGAAGAUGCGUAUCUCAUUGGGGGUACGCAACAAGACCUUGCACUUCUUAAUAAAAUUGAUCAAAAUAUAACUAUAACUUCGAAUCAAACGUUAAUGAUAGAAGAAAUAUUUAAGACUUACAACCCGACAGAUCAAAUGAUUUUUAUUUAUAGACAUACGGCACGAGAUUGGAGACAACUUGGACAAGGUGUUGUAGGAACUCAACCGACUAGACUUAAUGCACCUUCAGUUCGAAGUCAUGCUGCUCCAAUAUUACUUCCGGAUGGCAAGAUUCUUUAUAUUGGUGGUGUCACCCAACCAGCACCUGGAAUGAAUACAACUUUGUUAUCAAUGACAGAG
Molecule: messenger RNA, 714 nt
Organism: Racocetra fulgida
Lineage: Eukaryota; Fungi; Glomeromycota; Glomeromycetes; Diversisporales; Gigasporaceae
Source: the annotation of a GenBank genome assembly